Messenger RNA from Babesia bovis T2Bo, 772 nucleotides. RefSeq lists its product as uncharacterized. The record is from RefSeq and is a predicted model, not a curated record. The coding region runs from base 127 to 384 and encodes 85 amino acids. NCBI's taxonomy places the organism in Eukaryota, Apicomplexa, Aconoidasida, Piroplasmida, Babesiidae. The transcript has a single exon.
AUUAUAUAUGUACUAUUUUUAAAUUAUCCCGCUCCGAAGUCCGAGUAGAGGAAUGAUUAACGAUGUCGGUGUGAGGAUGUAACCUUCGUCAGUUAUGUGAAUGGGCUACAACUGCUAUGUGUGCGAAUGUUUAACUGGGCAUAUAAACUAAUGUUUAUAAUUGGAAAUGUUAGGCGUCUUUUUAUCUAUGAACUGCUCAAUCUGACACAAGCGCUGAAACGUUAUUCAUGUCAUAGUUGCACAUGUGAUCUCCAUCUAGAAGCUGUGGUUAUUUUGUCAGAUAAGUGUAUUUUACAAUUGUAUUUUACCAGUGCACCUGGAUGGAACUAUGAUAAUCACCGUAAGCUGGUACUCUGCAGGCAGCCACCUAUCGUCCACACGUAAAUGGUAGAAUAGGUUGUUUAAUAGCUACUGUUUUAUCUUACGGGUCUAUAUAUAGUUGAUUUAGAAUUUUUAAACAUCUGCGUCUCUAAAAUGCUCUUUGAGGCUGUGUAAUUCCCACGCUGGCCAAAUAGAUAUGCUAGAUCGAAUUUAUAGGCGAGAAUGAGCUUGUCGCAUGGCAUGUUGAAUAUAAAUGCAACAAAAGGUGUUAAAGAAGUAAUGCUGCCAUGGCUUCAAGUAUAUAUUGUUGCAGAAUUGUCACGAAAUAUACGGCAACUCCAUUCAUUUCUUGUAUAUCACUGUGCUAAACUAAAACCAAUGGAUAGUAUGAAUGUAAUUGCAUAUAUAUGUGCACAGCUUAACUGCGUUAAAUUUCAGUAAUUUGCGGUUC